CUCUCUCUCUCUCUCUCUCUCUCUCUCUCUCUCUCAAAUAGCUCAUGGGUUCCAGUAACUACCGCGGAGGAUCCCAGAGGUUGAAAGACUUGGCGCAACAGCUUAGUAUCUACAAGCCUCUUCACCCUCUAAACGACACCAAAAACAAGAAUCCCAAUGAAGACCCAACAAUUCGAGACACAUCAGAUAAGUUGUUUCCCGAAGAAUUCGAUUCGAACACCGAAUCUGCGACAAACCCAAUUGCGAACCAAUCUGAAAGAUUGAGAUCCAACAGAGCCGCAGUUCUGAUCUGCAUCUUCGAAGGCGAAAAUGGUGAUCUUCGUGUAAUUCUCACCAAGCGAUCUUCAACACUUUCGUCUCACUCUGGAGAUGUUUCGUUGCCUGGUGGGAAGACAGAGAAAGGCGAUGUUGAUGACAUUGAGACGGCGUUGAGGGAAGCUAAGGAGGAGAUAGGGUUGGACCCUUCACUUGUCAAUGUUGUUACUGUUCUUCAACCCUUUAUAACCAAGCGUGGUAUGACGGUAGUUCCUGUGAUGGGCAUACUUUAUGAUAAGCAAGCAUUCAAACCUGUUCCAAAUGCUGCAGAAGUGGAAGCCAUUUUCGAAGCUCCAUUAGAAAUGUUUCUCAAGGUAUUCCUCUGUCAAAUGCGUCAAUGUUGAUCAAAAUUACACAGUUUAACAACUUUAUCAGUCACUCUCCCUCGUAUUUCUCAAGGUAUUCCUCUCACCCUUUUUGGUUUUGAUUUGCCUUAAUUGAUUUUAAUUCACUUGUUAUGUUGAUGGAUUCAGGAUGAAAAUCGAAGAGCAGAAGAGAGAGAAUGGCUGGGGGACAAGUAUCUGCUCCAUUUCUUCGAUUAUGAAGCAGAGAAUAAGAAGUAUGUCAUAUGGGCCUUAACUGCUGGAAUUUUAAUCCAGGCUGCAUCAAUAGUGUACCAGCGGUCACCAGAAUUUCAAGAGCAGAAGCCUAAAUUUUGGAACAGAAGUGGCCUCUGAUCAUCCUGAAGCCACGAAUCCAGAGGCCGAUUCUAAUCACCUAUGCAACAUGAUUCUAAUCAGCAUCAACUGGAGGUUUUUUCGGGCAGAAUACCUAAAUAUUGAAAUAUUUCAGCCAUUUGAUUGGUGUUAGGAUCAGAAGAUGUUAGUGAAAUCAAAUUGGAAUCUUUACAAACAUGACCAAUGCAAACACUGUUGAACAUUCUACCUGCUAG
Messenger RNA from Ilex paraguariensis (yerba mate), 1207 nucleotides. Lineage: Eukaryota; Viridiplantae; Streptophyta; Magnoliopsida; Aquifoliales; Aquifoliaceae. The record is from the annotation of a GenBank genome assembly.